This is a messenger RNA of Stomoxys calcitrans (stable fly), 1879 nucleotides long. It is a transcript of the gene Task7, whose product is annotated as two pore potassium channel protein sup-9. The record is from RefSeq and is a predicted model, not a curated record. Bases 465 to 1544 code for a protein of 359 amino acids. NCBI's taxonomy places the organism in Eukaryota, Metazoa, Arthropoda, Insecta, Diptera, Muscidae. The transcript has 3 exons. Gene Ontology annotation, cellular component: membrane. Gene Ontology annotation, biological process: potassium ion transmembrane transport; stabilization of membrane potential. Gene Ontology annotation, molecular function: potassium ion leak channel activity.
UGGCAAGGGAUAUAUGGAUUUCCGGUUUGCGAUAUGCUUUGUGCAACAUAAACACUAGUGAAUGAAAAAUUUCAAUUAUAAAAUUAAAAAUUGUGACUGCUUUUCUUUAUUCCUUUAAUAGGGGAAAUCGUCUCAUAAAGAAGUUCAAAUCUCAUCUCCCCUAUCAAAAUACGCCAAAUGACAUAAAAAGCUUCUGCGCACUAACCAGGAAGUACGAAUGUCAUUUGCUAUGUAACAAACCCAGUCCUUGUUAGUUCCUUGUGAGGUCGGAGGAAAAGGACAUUGCACAUAUAUUGAUUUUCGGUACAAAAACAAAACAAACUAACUAUACACACAACUCAGUGGCACUGGGGGAAUCCUUAGAUUCAUUAGCAUAUUCCAUGUAACUCCCCAUAGUCUUCCCCAAUUAGUUUGUAAAUCAGCACUCGCACAAGAAACCCUCAACUAGACAGAAAAGCUAUUGAAUGCUCAUUGAAUCCUAUCGAGAUUAUAUCGUUGAGUUUGUGAUACAGUGCAGCAAUAUGAAGCGCCAGAAUGUGCGGACGCUUUCAUUGGUGGUGUGUACCUUUACCUAUCUGCUGAUUGGCGCUGCCGUUUUUGAUAGUUUAGAAUCGGAUUUCGAAUCGAAGCGAUGGGACUUCCUGCAGGCAGUCAAGAAUAACUUUAUGAAGAAAUACAAUGUGACCACAGAGGAUUUACGUAUGAUGGAGAUAGUGAUAAUCGAGAACAAGCCGCAUAAAGCAGGCCCCCAGUGGAAGUUUGCUGGGGCAUUUUACUUUGCCACUGUAGUCUUGGCCAUGAUUGGUUAUGGGCAUUCGACGCCAGUUACCAUAGGAGGCAAAGCCUUUUGCAUGGCCUAUGCCAUGGUUGGCAUACCCUUGGGAUUGGUUAUGUUCCAGAGCAUUGGCGAACGUUUGAAUAAAUUCGCAUCGGUCAUUAUACGCAGAGCAAAGCGUUAUAUGCAAUGCAGUCACACGGAGGCCACGGAGAUGAAUCUAAUGUUGGCCACCGGCAUGCUUUCGUCAAUCAUAAUAACCACAGGGGCGGCAGUAUUUUCACGCUAUGAAGGUUGGAGCUAUUUUGAUAGUUUCUAUUAUUGCUUUGUCACACUGACCACCAUUGGGUUCGGUGAUUAUGUGGCUCUACAGAAUGAUCAGGCGCUUAUGAAUAAACCGGGCUAUGUAGCUCUAAGUUUAGUGUUUAUCCUAUUCGGCUUGGCCGUCGUGGCUGCCAGCAUCAAUUUGUUGGUAUUGCGAUUCAUGACCAUGCAAGCUGAGGAUGCUAAACGUGAUGAACAGGAUGCCCAAAACUUGGCAGCAGCCAGCCAACCAGUCACUUUCGAUACCGAGCAUAGCUAUAACAUUCACGGCAAGCUAUUGAAUGGUUCCAACUAUAUGACGGAAUUUGAUGAAACCGCUUCCAUAUGCUCCUGCACAUGUUUGGGCGGUACACGCUGCAUGAAUCAUGAGACCUUUGCCGAUCCGGAUUUUCGUCCAACCGAUAUUAUUGCCAGUACCAUUAGCCUUAAGAGGGCCUCAGUUUGAUAUCAAUCUCUGCCUGAGUUGGCUGAUUGUGAUUGUUAUCGUAGAAUGUCAUCCUCGUCCCAUUGUUAUUUGAAUUGUUGUGCCAAAAAUGAAACCUCCAAAUCAUCGGAAUGCAUUGGUUAUCGCAUUUUAAAAUAUUCUUCCGAUAGUCCUAGUCCCUAUAGUACUCCAUAAGUCUAAAAGAAAACUAAAAAUUAUCUCUCUAUCGCCAGCUCGCUCGCUGUAGAAGAGCAGCAAAACAAACGCCAAAUCUACCCAAUUAGAAUUUGAGCUGUAUAUGUGUUAGUGUAUUCUUCCAUAUACAUUGCAAUAAAGUAAAAAAACUUAACAAGCAA